AUGUUUCUCGCUCCCUUCCAAAUUUUGCUGUUGGCAGCAUAUCUAAUGCCUGGCGCCUCGUCUCAUCCUUACGGACCAGAGACCAAUAACGCUAUCUUCUUUUUGACGAAUGAUCAGACCAAUGCGGUGGUUGCGAUUCCCAUAGGUGCGGAUGGAAAGCUGUCAGGCGGUACCGUGACUGGUACUGGCGGCGCAGGGUCAAACAGCAUCAAUGGCAAUACCAAUGAACCUGCCAGUCCAGAUCCUCUGAUCGGACAAUCGGCCAUUGUUGUUGCUGGACAGAACGUCUUUGCAGUAAAUGCUGGCAGUAAUACCUUGUCGAUGCUAUCAAUUGACAUGCAGGACCCUACCAAGUUGACGAUGGUGGGCCAGCCAAUGCCAGUCCAAGGAGAAUUCCCAAACACCGUUGCGGUGUCGAUGAAGAACCGACUCGUCUGUGUUGGCACCACUGGCGCCAAAAAUGGCGUGUCUUGCGCCACGUUCUCGAAACAAGGCUUGGACCCGUUCGACGACCUCAGGUCUUUCGGCCUGGUGCAGUCAACACCACCGGUCGGCCCAACGAACUCUGUGUCGCAACUGUUCUUCUCAGAAGACCAGACGAUGCUCUUUGCCACUGUCAAGGGAGAUCCAGCUGUCAAUGCAACUGGCUUCUUCUCGGCUUUUCCGGUCCAAAAUGCGGCAGGAUGGCCGGGAAAAGGAGGUGCUUCUCUUGCUACUAUGGACACAAGAAGCUCUCCAGCUGGGACAGCCGUCCUAUUUGGCUCAGCCAAUAUCCCAGGCACCUCGUCCGUGUUCGUCACCGAUGCCUCCUUUGGCGGUGCUAUCCUGUCGGUGAACCCAGCCAACGGCCAGGCGACUCUUGUCGCCAAGCAAACCAUCGACGGUCAAGCCGCCACAUGCUGGGUUACCAUAUCGCGCAUGACCGGCAGCGCAUUCGUAACCGACGUGUUGAGAAGUCGCAUUGUGGAGAUGGACGUCACGAAUGCAAGUAUACUGAGCAUCACCGAUUUGUCUGCCACCGGUUCCCCGGGCUUCCUCGACCUCAUAUCCGCCGGGUUUGCCAUAUAUGUCCUCGCCCCUGGCAAUGCGACAACACCGUCUGCUGUAACCGUACUGGAUGUGUCAGGCGGCCAAGGGAAUGCCAAACUCCUACAACAGUUUGAUGUCUCGAGCCUCGGGGUCGGAUCCAAUGCGCAAGGCAUGGCUAUGCUGCGAAAGUAG
Messenger RNA from Exophiala aquamarina CBS 119918, 1221 nucleotides. RefSeq lists its product as uncharacterized. Lineage: Eukaryota; Fungi; Ascomycota; Eurotiomycetes; Chaetothyriales; Herpotrichiellaceae. Gene Ontology annotation, molecular function: protein binding. Bases 1 to 1221 code for a protein of 406 amino acids. The record is from RefSeq and is a predicted model, not a curated record. The transcript is spliced from 2 exons.